This is a messenger RNA of Schistosoma guineensis, 1497 nucleotides long. NCBI's taxonomy places the organism in Eukaryota, Metazoa, Platyhelminthes, Trematoda, Strigeidida, Schistosomatidae. The record is from the annotation of a GenBank genome assembly.
AUGAAUUUAAAAUGGCAACGGACGUCUCUGGUCUAUUUCAUAAACAGAAAUUAUGACUCGUAUUAUCUGAAGAUAAAUAACGAAACUGUGCAUUGGACGUUUUUCGGCUUGGCACCUAUUUCAAAGUUUUUUGCUACAUGUUAUUUUCUGUCAGUAUCUGAUGCAGUUUGUAAUCUUAGCUUUGCUUUCACCUACUGCUGCCAAUUUGGCGCUUUUUGUACCAAGUCGGUGUUAAUGCUAUCAAUGCUGAGUAGAUGGAUGAUACACUACCCAAUUCCACUUUCAUGGGUAAAUUUAGGGGUUUUCCUCAAAGUCAUAAGAAAUAAGAUGGAGUCGGACAACGAUAUAAACAGCCACUAUAACAAUGUAUGUGAUUCAUUUGAUAGUAUGAAUUUAAAAGAAAAUCUUUUACGUGGAAUUUUUGCAUAUGGUUUUGAAAAACCUUCUGCAAUACAACAAAGAGCCAUAAUUCCGUCAAUUGAAGGACGUAAUGUUAUAGCUCAAGCUCAGUCGGGUACCGGGAAAACGGCCACAUUUAGUAUUGCCAUUUUACAACAAAUCUGCACGAAUGAUCCACGUUGUCAAGCUUUAGUACUGGUUCCAACUAGGGAAUUAGCGAAACAAAUUCAAAUGGUUGUUCUAGCACUUGGUGAUUAUAUGAAUAUUAGUUGUCAUGUUUGCAUCGGUGGUACACAAGUAUCAACUGAUAUCGAACAGUUAAAGUUAGGUCAACAAAUUGUAGUUGGUACACCUGGACGUGUUUUCGACAUGAUUAGUCGUGGUUAUUUACGUACAAAGACAAUUAAAUGUUUUGUAUUGGAUGAAGCGGAUGAAAUGCUUAGUUUAGGAUUUAAAGAUCAAAUUCAAGAUAUAUUCCGAUCACUUGAUCCAGCUGUUCAAAUUAUUUUAUUGUCAGCAACAAUUCCUGACGAAGUAUUAGAAAUAUCAAAACAAUUUAUGCGUAAUCCAGUACGUAUUUUAUUAAAACAAGAAGAAUUAACAUUAGAUGGUAUACGUCAAUUUUAUGUUAAUGUUGAACAAGAAGAAUGGAAAUUAGAAACACUAUGUGAUUUAUAUCAAUCAAUUACAAUAACACAAGCAGUAAUAUUUUGUAAUUCACGCAGAAAAGUUGAAUGGUUAACAAACGAAUUAAUUGAACGUGAUUUUAUUGUAUCAGCAAUGCAUGGUGAAAUGGAACAAAUAGAACGUGAUAAUAUUAUGACAGCAUUUCGAAGUGGUUCAAGUCGUAUUUUAAUAUCUACUGAUCUAUUAUCACGUGGUAUUGAUGUACAACAAAUUUCAUUGGUAAUUAAUUUUGAUUUACCAACAAAUUUAGAAAGUUAUAUACAUCGUAUUGGUCGUGGAGGUCGUUUUGGUCGUAAAGGUGUUGCUAUCAAUUUUGUUACAUUAGCUGAUGAACGUUUAUUAAAAGAUUUAGAAAAAUUCUAUAGUACAAAAAUUAGUGAACUUCCAAUGAAUGUAGCUAAUUUAUUUUAG